This is a messenger RNA of Adineta steineri, 2307 nucleotides long. Lineage: Eukaryota; Metazoa; Rotifera; Eurotatoria; Adinetida; Adinetidae. The record is from the annotation of a GenBank genome assembly.
AUGGCGUGGACUUGUAGUGAAUGUACUCUUCUAAAUUCAUCAAACGACUUAAUUUGUAUUGUAUGUGAACAAGGAUAUCGAUUAUUUUCUAUGGACACAGAAGAGAACGACUCAUUUAUGGUCAACGAUGCGACUCAAUCGAACGAAGUUGAAUCUCUCCUAACGUUUUCUGAUGAAAAUCAGUUCAACGAACAAAACAGUCUUUUGACGUGGGUGGAUGAAAAUUCGUCGAAUGUAUCAGAUAGUUCAUCGAGCAGUGAAGAUGAAUGUGAAGACAGUCAUCCUGAGUCAUCUCGGAAUCAAAGGGAUGUUUAUGUUCGACAUGAUGGUAAACUUCUACAUGGACAAGACGCGACUGAUGAACGUAAACGAUCAAUUGCGAAACGAAAAGCAUUAGAUAUACAAAAGUUAUUAGAAGCAGAAAGACCGUCUACGUUUUCCAUCAACGUUUUGAGAGCUUCUGCGACUCCUGCAUCGACACACGCGUUUGGGCUAAUAUCAAAAGGUCAGUUUAAUGCAAUGACGGCUUAUGCCAAAGGUGUCAAUGCAAGCGCUGGUGCAACAGCACAAGUAGCUCCUAUUUCAGUAGCAAAUGCAUAUGCUACUGGCGUCAACGCCUCGGCUUCUGCUUCGGCUUCUGCAGUGCGUGUCAACGUAUUAAAUCAGAAUGUAAGCGGUUUGAGUACGUCUGCUAGUGUGAAUGCCGAUGGAGUAAGUGUUGCAGCUGGAAAUGUUAGCAUAACUGGAGCAGAAGCUGCAGUAUCUGCAUCCGCUUCAGCAGCUAGAGUCACUGUUGGUAACGUCGAUAUAACUGGAGCUAGUGCUGGUGCCAGUGCAAAAGUCAACGGAACUGGUGUUACUGCUUUCAAUGCCUGUGUCGGUGGUCCCAGUGCGGCUGCUUCUAUUUCUGUCGAUGGAAGUUUAUCGUUCGGCAAUAUUAACUUAGGUCUUCGACCAUCUUUGGAUAUUGGUUUUGGAUUUAAUAUCGGAAUUCCGUUCUUGAGUGGUUCAAGGCUCGGAGGUGGCGGCGAUAACAAUAGCAAUGGCAACACAAACAACAGUGGUGAAGGUACUAAUAACAAUAAUAACGGAAGUAACGGUGCUAAUGCAGGCGGAUUAGCAGGUCUUCAACAGCGUUUGUUAGAGAAAUAUCCGAAUCGACGAUACUAUGCAAACCCUGUUGAUUAUCCAAUUACACGUAAUACAAGUGGUGAGCCGAUUGACCCCCUUCUACCGGAUGACAGUACACCACGAACUGAUAGCGACACUCCAAACGUUACCAAUGUUGUCAAUCGACACAACGAACUCGUUGAAAAUGGUAAUAAAUUUGUCGGAUUUAAAGGAACUCCACCAACCAAUAAUGCGCCAUUAGAGUCAUUACCAGCGAACAAUAAUGCCGGUGUUCCAGCACAAGCAGGUCCGGUUGAAGAAAGGAUGUGGAGUGGAAUGUACACUUCACCAUCGCCCGAUGUCGCCAAAGGUUACGCUGGUGAUGAUUAUGGCUGCCCAGGUACUAUCAGUCGUGUUUAUGUACCUAAAGAUGCUGCUGAACAUUAUUCCACAAAUAUCGGACUGGAGACAGCACAUGGAGAAGGAGCAUUGAGAGCAGUCAAAGAGCAUUCAAAAGGUAAAUACAUAUUCAGUGGUCCUCAAGAUUCAAAGAAUCCUGAUUUAUUUGCUCCUGAAACGGUUAUUUCACCUACUGUACGAAAUGAAACGUUGUCAGCUGGAACCAUGAAGUUUGAGCCUUCAGCCCACGAGAUUGAUCAUUCUUCGUAUAGAUUUAAGAAAUAUCAUACUCAAGAAUUGAAAUGCUCAAAGAUAGUUCCAGAUUACAUCGUUGGCAUUAAAACUGCGGACGAUUGUGCAAGAGAUGGUGGUCGUGAACGUCUUGCUCACGUUUUUCAAGGUCAACAACCACAUAUUCCUGAUAAUGAUCCACCAAAAAAGAAAGAAUUGAGUGAAGAUGAUAAAUUAUUAUUGGAUGAAUGCAAGAAAUUAGGAAUAGAAAUUUCUCCAGAUAAGUUAGAUAAAUUAAAGACGAACAUAAGAAGUGAUGAAGAAUACGAACGUGAAGAAGAUGCCCAGAAUCGAAAUACACAAGGAAAUUCCAAUAUGAUCGCUGGUGCAAACACUAGAGAGCGAAAAGAAAGCGAACAGAAACCAGAAGAAACCGAAAACAAUCCACCAGAACCAUGUAAAAAUCAUGCAAGUAACGUUCGUUGUAUGAAAUGUAUGGUUGGCUCAUCUGGACCGCGCAUUCGUAAUAUUCGUGGUCGUAUAUUUGGUUUCGAUUCCAACAAAUAA